Molecule: messenger RNA, 2820 nt
Organism: Caenorhabditis auriculariae
Lineage: Eukaryota; Metazoa; Nematoda; Chromadorea; Rhabditida; Rhabditidae
Source: the annotation of a GenBank genome assembly
AUGCAACGAACGCAUCGAACAAGGCUGGUACCGUUGCACGUCUACGUCUUUCUGACACUGGUCAUACUGAGUCUCGUUGCCAAACACGCAAUUCUGCUCCGGCUCACGUCUUUUGCUGUUUUCAAUGAGAGUGAGUUUUAGAAUUUUCACUUUUUCGCUCUUUUUUUCUUCUUUAUGCAUGUGACCUGUUCGAAAAAAAAUUUUUUUUUAAUUGGACUUCCUUGAGAAAUUGCGCCACUUUCAGUGGAGUUUUGAGUUAUGUAAUACUACUACUCUUUUCGAAAACCCAGCAAACAAAUUCGAACAGAAUAUAGACACAGCUAUUUGGGGCACCGAUGAAAAGAAAAACAACAUUUUCGAAUACGAAAAAAGUUUUCAGCGAUACCAAAACUCUUGUGGUGUUGCUAAAAUCGCUAAAAAAAAAAAACAAGAUUUUUGAAGCAAAUUAUCUUUUCAGUGGAUGAUACUUCUCCGUUCAAUUUUUCUGUCGGGGUACGGUUAGAACCGAAAAAGCAACGAGGAGUCGAGGUUCUGGUUCUGGUGAGCUCGAUGCCUCAGGAGCACCGUCUCAGGCAACAAAUCCGCUCUUCUUGGGCCAAUUUGAGCAAGGAACUCUCCCAGACCGUUCGCGUCGAAUUCGUUAUGGGCAGAGGAGUGAGUAGACCAGACAGCUCUGAAGUUGCAGACAGAAAAAAAACGAGGUUACAAAAAAGCAGUCCAGUGAAAUGAACUGGAAAAUUCGGCCUGGAAAUUUCAGUUUCAGUGGGCCGAUUAUUCGCGCUCCACGGACAAAUCUUGCGAAGAUUGGAUGAAAGAUUUGGAAAAAUGAUACUUGAGCUUUUUUUACCAAUUUUGAUGUUAGUUUAUAUCUCCUUAUCGUAUUUGUUUACAAGUUUUUUUUUUCUUAAGAAUUUUCCCAAAAAGAGUCUUUUGGAGAUGGUUUUGAAAGACUUUGUGCCGUUUUCUAAGACUUUCACCUCCGUAAAUUGAGAAUUAUUGUAAGUGGCGAAUCUAAGAACUUGAUAUAUAUAUCAAGUUCUUAGAUUUUAAAAACAAAAAAACGUUUUAAAACAAGAACAGAUACAUAAUAGCUUGUACGAAUAAAGUUGUCACCCAAAAUGACAUUUUCAAGAAUAAAUUCGUCGAAUACGGCCUCGAAAAAAAAAAUUUGAGAAAAAUCUCACAGCGUUUCUCUUAAGAAAGUCCAUUUGAAAAUUCUAAAACAAAAAAACAAACGAAAUAUCUUAUGCGAAAUAAGUUGUCAUCAAAAAUGUCAUUUUAAUGCAAAUUUCUGUGACGAGAACAAUCGAAAAUCACUUCAAAUCUCUGGAAAACGCGAUAAACACGUUUUAAGAACACAUACAACGUGAAAAAAUACGAAAGAAUGGUAAAGUACGCAAGAAAAAGAGAAAAAACCGUAUUAAAAGUGAAUGAAAUUUUGUGAAGGUGACACGCGCCGCACCGCGUUGCGUUAGAAAAAACUCGCGUUUUCGCCCCAUUGCGACGACCUUUUUUUUCGCUUGCCGCCGUCUCUUUUGGAACACUGUGUAUAAUGAAGGAAAGUCUCAAGCAAUGCUCACCAAAAUCCAUUUGAAGUUCCGAGUGAAAUUAUCUUUUUAUGGGGACCUGAAGGAGAGGCAAGUCAUGUUCAGAAAACCAAGGAAACGCAGAGGCUGCACGAAGAACAUCGACGGCACAACGACCUCGUAGUUCUCGACUUUGAUGACGCCUACUACGAGCUGCCACUGAAGACGUUCGCAAUGUUGAACUACAAAGCGAAGAAGUACUUGGAGAGCAAAUGUCUCGUCAAGGCCGACAUUGACAACGUCCUCCUCCUGCACAACUACCAGCGUCUCUGCGAAGAAACCGGUGAUUUUUCGUCAGUUUUCUUUGAAUUUCUUCCGGCUCAGUCGCUCCAGCCAUCUUGGGGAAGUGCGACGUACCACGUGGCGUCUUCCGCAAUCAGAGCAAAUGGGCGGUCCCUCAAUACGUGUACCCUUUCUCGCUCUAUCCGCCUUAUUGCUCCACUGGAACGUACCUUCUUGUUGGUGAGCUUGAAAAAUCCUUCUUCCAACCAAGAUGCUUCUUUUCGGGUUUAGAAAUUAGAUAAACCAAUGAAGUUCUUCAUAAUUUUUUCGAAGGGAUAUUUUUAUAAUUCUGUUAAUUUUACACAUCUGAAUUCCUUUUUUAACUUUUAAUUAACCUUACAAUAUUUUUAAUUAUUACUGUAAGUUAGCAGGGUUACAACCUUCAAAGUCUCUGUCUAUAUAUUUUGAGCGUAUGGAUGGUAAGACCGAUUCUAAACUCAAAAAACUGAGUAAAGAUAUAUUUUGAAAAAAAGUUAUCAAACUUCAAAAAGAAUAAUAUGGUCGUUCAAGACAGUUUUUCUUUAAAAAAAUUUUUCUCGUUUUGGGAAGAAAGGCGUUUGGCUGGAAGAAGGUCAUCAACGCUGCUACUAGGCUUUAGUAACUAGAGUGCUCACUUCAGGGGCCAAACUACCUAAAAGACUCGUUGAGAGCGCCCUCAGCAGCCAAUUCUCCACCUCAAAAAACUUUCGGUCCGUUUUUGAAGGUCUUUUUCGUGAAAGUUUUUUUCCGCAGGAUGCUUCCGGAAGACGUCAUUUUCACGGGGAUCCUCUCAGAGCGCAUCGGCGUCCGUCGUCGUCACGUCGGAGCGAUGACCUUCAGCGAGGUACCAGAAUUCGUCUGUCGCAACGGCUUCCGCCACGCCUACAGCAUCCACAUGAGCCGCGACAAGAAUCACGUCAAGCACCACCGAAAAUUACUCAAAGUCGAGGGCACGCCGUGUGGCUUCUUCUGA